GGGGCUGCAUUCUCACUUGUGGAGAGUUAAUCCCUUUGUUAUCUUUCGAAUCUAAACUGUAGCACUUUAUUCUUAGGAGGAUUCAACGCCCACAACCAAAGAAUAGCAAGUGCCACAGUGGUAAGCUCAAGAAACGCUACAGAGCAUCUGGAUAUGUAACUUUUGCUGCAAGUGAAAAUUUCUGCUUCCAUCUAUCUACGCCAAAGCAGCAGCAACAACAAAAUGUCUUUGACUAAACGCAAAGUCCAUUCGCCAUUAAGGAGGCGUACCAAGUGCUCGAGGGCAGAAAAACUUAGCGAUAACAAAUAUUUACAAACCUCAGGAAUGCAAAUUGACAAAGCUAUCAAUAACCCAAGCAUUUCGGACGAUCCUGUAGUGCUACCUUCCAAAAGAGUUCUUGACGCGAUUGGCGAAAGGCAGUGCACGCGCCAGCGCCAAGAAGUAAUAGACGAACUGGAGAAUGCGAAAUUUCGGAUGAACAAAAUAUUGAGCAGUUUACAGGAGUUCGAAACGGAGGACCAUCGUGAGGUGCUGAAAUCGUUAUACGAGGCUACAGGGGAGGUACCACCUCGUUUCCUAUCGAUCCAUAUGGGACUAACAUUCUUGCCGUCAACAGUUCCGCCGGAUGAGGUCCGAGUGCUGACACAAAUGCUAAGUAGCUCUGAGAAGUACAAAGGUGUCAGGACUGAGCGUGAAAUGCUUAACCAGUGUUUCCAAGAGAUUUGGCGCCUGCGUUAUCAGCAUAAGUACGACAUGCUUCAAGGACUGACUAACACGAGAGAGAGAGCAGACUUUCAAUCUAAGCUGCUGGUGCAACUGAGCGGCUGGCUGGAAGACCAGCAUGAGACACUGAUUGACAGCUUAGACAUGGCCUGCAGAGAUAGCGAAAUCCAGAAAUUGGAUGAAGUCUUGGAGACACAGCUGCAUGCCUGCGUGCAGUAUUUGAUAACAGCCUUUCAAAAGACAAGAGAAGCAACCGAUGCACUGCUCGACAAAUUUCGGUUACUCAACGUCGAAAGCUUGGAGAUAUAUGAGCCCACGCCGCACCCACCGAAACCAGAAGAUGUACAGGGAUUUAAUGUUCUACCCGCGCAGACACUUUUGAAGAAAAGGAACAAGUGGGACUGGGCUUCGAAGAAGAUCUCCGAUCUGCUGAUACUUGCAAUUAAACAUACAAGAAAUCCCCCUCUGCACUCUGCUCUAGCGACCGCGAUUGCCCUCUACACUAACAUGACGAAGGCAGCUAAAGUACACUUAGAUGCCUUACCAUCUGAGGAAAAAGCCAUCCGCAAGCUGAACAAAAAACUGGAGGAGACGACUGAGCAGGCGGCUACGGAUAAACAAAAGCUGCACAGCGCGAUAGAACUCAACAGGCAGCUGCAUAUCCAGUUGGAGGAGCUCAAGAACUCUAAUAAAGAUGCUCAGGAGAAAUGCGAACAGCUUAGUCAAAACAUUCAGCUGCUGAGUGAGUCUUUGACAACAACGAAACAGGAGAACAUCAAAAAGCAGAUUGAAGCGGAAAUGGAAAAGAUUCAGCAAACGGAGGUACCAAAAAGGACGACAAAAGAGGAUGGAGCAGAUGACAUUAUUGAAUCAGCACUCCAAUCUUUAAAGGAAGCAGAAACACUGAAAAGAGAAUUGAUGGAACUAAGUAAAGAAGUAGCAAAAAUACUGAUGAAGACAACUUCACCAAGACUGCAACAAACAGAGACAACGCAAGCUGAAUUUCUUUCCCGGGACCUGCUAUCCAUACCAACGCAGUCUGAUGAGGAGGAAACCAGGGAAUCCGUCACUAAAAGACUACAAAGCAGGAUCAAUGAACUCGAGCGUGUCUCGGAUAAUCUUAUUGAAGACGUUAGUCACUUACAAGACAACAUUGAGGCACUGAAAGCGUUCACGUCUGACUCUGAAGAUGACAAGAAGCGAAAAAAACCUAAAUCUAAGGAAAGAGUGAUCCCUGAAGAGGACAAGAAGCGAGAAAGACCUAAAUCUAAGGAAAGAGUGAUCCCUGAAGAGGACAAGAAGCGAGAAAGACCUGAAUCUAAGGAAAGAAUGAUAAUUGAGAUACAAUUCUCAGGAAAGGACCCAUACACAUCCCAGCUGUCUUCUGUACCCAGUUACUCGGAUACGACAGUUCCGGCCCCGUCUCCACAAGUUCCAUGGAUGGACAUCGCACGCACCGACUGCAUCGAGACUCUGAAGGUUCUGGCCAAGUUCGCCUCCGGCAUAUCCUCCAUGCUUAGCGAUUUCGGUGCUGAAGUCUUGGCCAGGGGGAUGCGGACAGCAAAUACCAAAAUCAUAAGGCUGCGAUUACAUCAGCAAGCUGUGAUCCGCGAUAUUUCAUCAGGAAUUGAUGAGUUCUUUUCAGUGGUAAGGGCAACUGUAAGAAAGAUUUUUAUCACAAUUCAACCACUUGAAGGAGGGGACAUGGUGCCUCAACAAACGUCGAGAGAGAUGUUGAAGGAGAGCAGUCCGAUAACGAUGGACGACAUAAUGAAAUAUAAAAGCAAGAAUUUGAAACUGGAAGAACAGUACAGGACACUGUUCUUUAUGCACAUGCGCCUUUGUGAAGUAUCAAGGGACCUAGAGAGUAAAAAAAGUUACUUGGAAGAUUCUAGGCAACCAGAAGAAAUGGCCACAGAUGUUAAUCAGAAGAGGGAAAAGUGGUUUUCUUUGGAAAAAGGCCGAUUUGAGAAUGAUUUAUGGAUUGGUGGAAAACAAGUUAAGACCAAUUGGCAGAUGAUGAUGGAAGCCUACUUUAAAAAUAAACUCUCGCACAAAUGUGUUGAAACAGGACACAAUGCAUUUCAAGAGAUUUUUGACAUCUUUGAUGAGAAGAUGGCUUGUCUGGUGAAAAUAUGUUACCUUAAGUCACAGCUUCCUCAAAUGGAUGGAUUUUUUGACCGGAUGAGGAAAAGUUUUUCAGAGGACACAUCCAGGCAAUUCCAUUUUGAAAAGUAUAGACAGGCUUGCUACAACAGGGUGAUGGACAAAGUAAAUGCUGCAAAGAAUCGUAUGCAAGAACUACAGAGAGCUAAGCAAGAACAGAUGUACAAUAUGUGGAUGGUCAUAAACCACAUACUACUGGAGACAGGCCUCUUGCUAAUCUGUCCACGUCCAAAAGGAAUGAAUAACAUGGGAAAGUAUGACAAGGUUAGAGACAUGCAGCUAAGGUCUGCUGCAGGUGACAGAGUAUAUGGAAUUUGAAGUUCUUGGUUCAUAUUUUAACCAGAUAUUCAUAAAAGAAGGGACAGUGAGGCAGGAAAGUGAAGCCAGGCUGCGGGACAUUCCAGCGCAGUCGC
This is a messenger RNA of Pomacea canaliculata, 3302 nucleotides long. RefSeq lists its product as uncharacterized. The transcript is spliced from 29 exons. Lineage: Eukaryota; Metazoa; Mollusca; Gastropoda; Architaenioglossa; Ampullariidae. Bases 223 to 3207 code for a protein of 994 amino acids. The record is from RefSeq and is a predicted model, not a curated record.